GCGUUAAAUAAAAAGGUUAUGUUAGUUUGGUUGCAUAAUAAAUCUUAUGAAUAUUUGUAAAACACUAUUGUUUUAAUGCUACUGUUAGGUUAAUCUGAAUUGUUCAAAAACUCAAUCAAGGCUUAUCUUAAAACCUAUUGAAAUAUAAAAUUACAAAAUGGCCACGUCUUAGUUGAUAACAGUAUCCGUUAUCGUUAGAUGUCUACGUAAUGGUAGGCAAAAUAACAUUCAGUUGACCGGUGAACUUUGGUUCUUAGUUUUCGUUUGGUUUCAACGCUUAGCGAAAAAAUGUCAUCCCUCUGGUCCACUUUAAAGCGAACAACCAAAAGUUUAAAUGUCGCUAAAAGGCAAGUCAGAUUUUUAAACUUGCUCGAAUUCCAAAGCAAGAAUUUGUUGAGAAAUAGCGGUGUGGCUGUUCAAAAUUUUUGUUUAGUUGAUGAAAAAUCUUCAAGUGAAUUUGAAAAUUUUAAUGCAAAAGAAUAUGUAGUUAAAGCACAAAUCUUAGCCGGUGGUCGAGGUAAAGGUCAUUUCGACAAUGGUUUUAAAGGUGGAGUUCAACUGACUACCGAUCGCAACAUCGUUAAGGAUUACGUUUCAAAAAUGUUGGGGCAUAACUUAAUCACCAAACAAACCCCAAAACAAGGAAUUCCAGUUAAACAAGUUAUGAUAGCCGAGAGUGUGAAUAUCACGAAAGAAACUUACAUUUGCAUAUUAAUGGAUCGAACUUAUAACGGACCUGUGAUCAUUGCUUCCCCCGCUGGAGGAAUGGAUAUUGAGGGUGUUGCUGAAAAGACUCCAGAAUUAAUCAAAAAAGUUCCAAUAGAUAUCCAUCAAGGUGUAACUGAUAAAAUAGCAGAUGAUUUGGCAGCGUUUUUAGAAUUUAAAGGCGAACCGAAGAAGAAAGCAGCUGAAGAAAUAAAAAAGAUUUGGGAAAUGUUUAAAAAAGUUGAUGCGACCCAAUUAGAAAUUAAUCCUUUAGCGGAAACGGAUCAAGGAUUAGUAAUUUCCGUUGAUGCCAAGGUCAACUUUGAUGAUAACGCCAAAUUUCGACAAAAAGAUGUUUUCUCUUUAGAGGAUCACUCCGAAACCGAUCCUAGAGAAGUUGAGGCUGCUAAAUAUAACUUAAAUUAUAUUGGAAUGGAUGGAAAUAUUGGUUGCAUGGUAAAUGGUGCUGGUUUAGCAAUGGCAACAAUGGAUAUAAUAAAAUUACAUGGCGGUGAACCCGCGAAUUUCUUAGACGUAGGCGGAAGUGUCCAAGAAAAUCAAGUACGCGCAGCUUUCAAUAUAUUAACUUCCGAUCCAAAAGUGAAAUCAAUUUUUGUUAACGUUUUUGGGGGCAUCGUGAAUUGCGCAGUUAUCGCAAAAGGCAUAGUCGCUGCAUCCAAAGACUUAAAGAUCCCUCUCAUCGUCCGAUUAGAAGGCACCAACGUAGCCGAGGCAAAGAAAAUUAUCAGAGAAUCAGGAUUAAAUAUCCAAGCAUCCGACGAUUUCGAUGAAGCUGCUAAAAAAGCUGUGGCCAGUGCCAAAUAAUUUUUUUUAUUAUAUACUUUGUUAUACUUAACUGUUUUUUAUUAAUAAAAGCAAUAAAUUUUCA
Onthophagus taurus is the source of this 1594-nucleotide messenger RNA. RefSeq names its product Succinyl-coenzyme A synthetase beta subunit, GDP-forming (gene ScsbetaG). Lineage: Eukaryota; Metazoa; Arthropoda; Insecta; Coleoptera; Scarabaeidae. The record is from RefSeq and is a predicted model, not a curated record. Gene Ontology annotation, biological process: succinyl-CoA metabolic process; tricarboxylic acid cycle. Gene Ontology annotation, molecular function: succinate-CoA ligase (GDP-forming) activity; ATP binding. Gene Ontology annotation, cellular component: succinate-CoA ligase complex; mitochondrion.